This is a messenger RNA of Helobdella robusta, 1184 nucleotides long. RefSeq lists its product as hypothetical. The transcript has 8 exons. Bases 1 to 939 code for a protein of 312 amino acids. Gene Ontology annotation, biological process: spliceosomal snRNP assembly. Gene Ontology annotation, cellular component: SMN complex; nucleus. NCBI's taxonomy places the organism in Eukaryota, Metazoa, Annelida, Clitellata, Rhynchobdellida, Glossiphoniidae. The record is from RefSeq and is a predicted model, not a curated record.
AUGGUCAUAAUUUUAGCGGGAACAAUUACAGAAGCUCUCAGACCAGACGAGCCGACGAAACGAACAGCACAAAGUCCUCAAAGUAAUUUUAAUGAAAAUUAUUUCCACAUUGCCUUGAUGUAUAAUAAUCUUUCGGCUUAUAAAGGCAAGAAAAAGCCUAAAGUUAAAAAGUCUUCUCUGCCUAACAUCAAUUCAGUCAGUGGAUGGUGGAAUUUUUGCUAUGGUGGUAAUCCAACGACGACAUCAGCAGCAGCAGCUGUAGAAGCAACUUCAGCGGCUGCAGCAGUAGAAGCAACCUCAGCAGCUGCAGAAGUAGUGGCAACUUCUGCAGCUACUGUAGCAGCGACUACAGCAUCAGUAGCAGCACCACAUCCGCCACUCCUUAGCAUUAUCAGUCACUUUAAGCAGCCACACGUGUUAACUCUGAUAGAAUACCAUCUUGAGUGGAUGACAUUAAAGCCAAAUGCCUUCAACAAAAUUAUGGGCCAGUGGUUGUACAGUUUGCUGGCCUGCUUGGAGAAACCCCUGUCAUCUGAAACAUGCUCACUUCUCAGGGAUUUGGUCAGGAGCUGUUGGGAUAUCCGGCUUACUACUACUAAUGAUAAUGAUAGCAGUAGUAGUAGUAAAAAGAAACGAAAGCAGCAUAGGAAUGAUAAUAACAAUAGCAAACAUGAACCUGAGAACACUUCUACUACUGCUACUACUACUGCUACUACUACUACUACUGCUACUACUACUACUGCUACUACUACUGCUACUGCUACCACUACUACUGCUAAUACUAUUAAUAAUGUUAACAAUGAUGAUAGUGAUAAUAUUAAUAUAGACAUCAAUUAUGAUGAUGACGAUUAUGAAAGUAAAAUUAUAGGUCUGAAUCUUAUUAUUUGUCUGAUAACUAAUUAUUUUGAUCAGCACGAUAUGGCCGACGAUGCUAAUUAACAUAAUUUAUUCUCUUUUUUUGCUUCUUUAACAUAAUUCAUUCAUUAAUUAGGUUUUUUAUUUGUUUUUGUAUUUUAGUUAAGUUGAUUUGCAAAACGAUCAAUUCAGGAUUUUUUUGUUACAGUAGAAGUGCAGAAUUCUUCUAAAUGUUAUUAUCAUUGAACACCUCAUUAACUUCGUGCUCGCUGAUGUGUUGGUAUUAUUUACAAAAUUGCAAUAUUUUCAUUAAAAUUGACAAAAAUAAU